UGUGUUAAGCUUCUCCUAAAGGUCCAACGCACCUUUAUUUAGAUUUUUUGAUAGCCGGACAAUUUAGACAGUGUGACAAUGUUGACCUAGUAAAAUAUCUACGUAACAAAAAAACAGGAUGUGUAUUCUUGCCCAGGUGCAACACGCAUGUUAUUAGGAUAAUGGAAAAUCCCUUCUUUCUACAGUUGCUCACUACACGAUGCGUGUUUUGUUAAACAUUGUAUUAUGAAACGUUUCAUAAGAUACUUACUAGAAUGUUUUGAUUCGUGUAACUGGUUUUCUGCCGAUAAAUAGUUACAAUCUGUUUCGAAUCAAAUGACGCAAUUGUAUCGAGACGGUGAAUUCCGAUUGUCUCUAAACCUAGACAAGCAACCAUACGACACAGUUCGUGAUGGAUUAAUAGCCAGAGAAAUGUACACAAAAGUCCGGAUUUUAUGUUGGGUCAUGACCACCCCGAAAAACCACUGGAGAAAAGCGCGUCACAUCAAGAACACCUGGGGAAAUCGGUGCAAUAGACUAAUCUUCAUAAGCACGGAAACAGACAAUAGGCUACCUACCGUUAAAGUUCCUACGCUUGAAGGUUACGAUACCUUAUGGGGGAAGACCAGAGAAGCCUUUCGUUAUAUCUAUCAACAUCAUCUUCACGAAGCUGAAUGGUUUCUCAAAGCUGAUGACGAUUCGUUUGUCAUUUUAGAGAACCUACGCUUUUAUUUGUCGAAUUUCAACACCUCAGAUCCUUUUUAUUUUGGUCACAAGUUCAAAGCUUACAUAAAAAGUGGCUACAUGCAGGGCGGAUCGGGUAACGGAAACAUCAUCGUAUUUCUUUACACCAGUGUUACGUCAUUUAUUAAUCAUGAACACGCAGGUUACGUGCUGAGCAAAGAAGCCCUGCGGAGGUUUGUUGAAAUUGGUUUAGAAAACCCAGUGAAAUGCACCGAUACUGAAUGGCCAGAAGAUGUUCAAAUCGGUAUCUGUAUGGAGAAUUUGGAUUGCAAAGGUAUGGACACCAGGGAUUCCUAUGGCAGAGAUAGGUUCUUAACCAUUUCCUUAGAGACACAUUUAACUUUGGGGAUAGUGGAUGAUACUUGGUUAUGGGAAAUGCAUCCUUCCUUUUACCCCGUUCAAAAGGGAUUUGACUGCUGUUCGGAUACUGCUAUUGGCUUCCAUCAGAUGACUCCCAAUCAAAUGUAUCUCUAUUACUAUCUUAUUUAUCGCGUUAAUGCAUAUGGUAUCCAAGACAUUCGGACAGAAAUUCAAUCCAAGCCACAACAUUCGCCGGAUGUAAACUUUCAGGCUUUGCCAUUUUCCGGCCCAUCUACCUCUGACCUAAUCUGGACGAAGCAUCUGAAAAAGCGAGAGAAAUUGGAAUUAGAGAAAUACCCUCAAUCUGAAUCGGCGACAUCCUCGCUAUCGGAAAAUCUGCAAAGAAGAUAAUAAAAUAUUGCG
Molecule: messenger RNA, 1446 nt
Organism: Daphnia pulicaria
Lineage: Eukaryota; Metazoa; Arthropoda; Branchiopoda; Diplostraca; Daphniidae
Product: glycoprotein-N-acetylgalactosamine 3-beta-galactosyltransferase 1-like
Exons: 7
Coding region: 316-1434 (372 amino acids)
Cellular component (GO): membrane
Molecular function (GO): N-acetylgalactosaminide beta-1,3-galactosyltransferase activity
Source: RefSeq, a predicted model, not a curated record